This is a messenger RNA of Xenopus tropicalis (tropical clawed frog), 282 nucleotides long. RefSeq names its product zinc finger CCCH domain-containing protein 13-like. NCBI's taxonomy places the organism in Eukaryota, Metazoa, Chordata, Amphibia, Anura, Pipidae. The annotation marks the transcript as partial. The record is from RefSeq and is a predicted model, not a curated record. The transcript has 3 exons.
AGACAGAGUGAGAGAGUGAGAGAGAGACAGAGAGAGAGAGUGAGAGAGAGACAGAGUGAGAGAGUGAGAGAAGAGAGUGAACAGAUGAGAGAUGAGAAGAAGGAUGAAGAAGAACAGAGAGAGAGACAGAGAGAGAGACAGAGAGAGAGACAGAGAAAAAGAGAGAGAGAGAGGACAGUGAGAGAGAGAGAGAUGGUGAGAAGGACAGAGGAGAGACGAGAGACAGAGAGAGACAGAGAGAAGAAACAGGAGAGAGAGAAAGCGUGCGAGAGAGCAGAGUGA